AGUUUCUGCAUAAUUCGCUUUUUUCGGGAAUUAAAACCCAGACCUCCUGUAAAAAUUGCGUUGUCUGAGAUUUUAACCCCAGAUCUGGAUGUAAAAACUUUUAAACCUUAACCACCAAAACCACGGUACUUCCACGAAUGAAAAUUGUUUAUAAACGGAAAAUAGGGAUUAGUGUAGACUAAACCCCGUAGUUGCCGAGACCAAGGGCAGAAGUCUUUUGUAAAUGGUAAAAUACACCGUCACUUUCAAUAAUAAAUACUUAAAUCUUCCAUUCAACACCUAAUCCGUCUUUGUUAAUUGUUAUUAUGCAUAUGUGAGAGCUCAUGUCAAUUCACAUAUUAUAGAAAAAGACUUUCAGUAUAAGUAAAUGGUAAAAUACACAACCACUUUCACUAAUAAAUAAACACCACCAUGUCAAUCUACUUUAAAAAUAUAUAUAUAUUUGAAAAAAAAAACUUAUGUAAAUGAAAAAUUACUUAUGCGUGGUGGCAAAGACAUAGAACUACAGAAGCAUCAUUCCUCACACAAUUCUUGAGUUUUGAACUUUGGCGUCUCUCUCCCUCUCUCAGUCUCAGUCACCAGCUUAGUUUCAGAUGGCGAGAUACUCAACUGGCACGGUUGUUGACUUUUCUAAAUCUGUACGAAUCGUUGUGAUUGGUGACAAGGGCACUGGAAAGUCCAGCUUGAUUGCCGCUGCAGCCACCAAUUCUUUCCCUGCCAAUGUCCCUCCUGUUUUGCCUGAUACCAAGUUGCCUCUUCAGUUCUUCCCUGACGGUAUACCCGUCACCAUCGUUGACACUUCCUCAAGGCAGGAAGAUAGGGGCAUGGUUGCCGAGGAAUUGAAGCACGCAGAUGCAGUGGUUUUGACACAUGCCAGUGACGACCGACCUGAGACUCUCCAACGUUUGAGUACAUACUGGCUUCCAGAGCUUCGGCGGUUAGAGGUAAAGGUUCCUAUAGUUGUAGCAGGCUGUAAGCUUGACCUCGACAAGAACCAGGCCAGCUUCGAACAAGUGAUGUCACCUAUAAUGAACCAGUUUCGGGAGAUUGAGACUUGUAUCGAAUGUUCUGCCCUGAAGCAAAUCCAGGCACAAGAAGUUUUCUAUUAUGCACAAAAAAAUGUCAUUCACCCAACAGCACCUCUGUUUGAUCAAGAAACUCAGGCAUUGAAGCCACGGUGUGUAAGGGCCUUGAAGCGUAUCUUUAUACUAUGUGACCAUGAUAAAGAUGGUGCUCUUAACGAGGCUGAGUUAGAUCAAUUUCAGGUCAAGUGCUUCAAUGCGCCAUUGCAGCCUAAUGAAAUCGAAGGUAUUAAGAGGGUUGUGCAAGAAAGGUUACCAGAAGGUGUGAAUGAAAUAGGACUGACAGUGGCUGGCUUCCUGUUUCUACAUGCACUCUUUAUUGAGAAAGGGAGGAUCGAGACAACAUGGACUGUACUUAGGAAGUUUGUAUAUAACAAUGAUGUAAGACUGGCUAAUGAAUGGCUUCCACCUUCAUUAUUCAAGAGAGCACCUGAUCAGAGUGUUGAGUUGACAGAUGUAGCAAUCGAAUUCCUGAAAGAAAAGUAUAUGUUGUUUGAUGCGGAUGGGGAUAAUAAUCUGAGACCUCAAGAGAUUGAGGAUCUUUUUUCAACCGCACCUGAAAGUCCCUGGAAGGAAGCUCCGUAUGAGGAUGCUGCAGAGAAAACUGCCCUUGGAGGACUCUCCUCUGACUCUUUCCUGUCACUGUGGUCACUGAUGACAGUAUUAGAACCUGCUCGGAGUGUGGAACAUUUGAUUUGCAUUGGAUUCCAGGGUGAUCCAUCUUCUGCCAUCCGUAUUACUAGGAGAAGGCUUUUAGAUCGCAAAAAGAAACGAUGUGAAAGAAAAGUUGUCCAGUGCUUUGUUUUUGGACCCAAUAGCGCUAGAAAAUCUGCCUUACUGAAUUGCUUUCUUGGAAGGUCAUAUGCUGAUAACCCGGGAUCAACCACCACUGACGAGCGUUAUGCAGUGAAUAUGGUCGAUGAAACUGGGAGUGCAAAGAAAACUCUUGUUAUGAGGGAAAUUCCAGAAGAUGGGGCUCAAGGGCUAUUUUCAUCCAUGGAGUCGUUGGCUGCAUGUGACAUAGCUGUCUUCGUGUAUGACAGUUCUGAUGAGUCGUCAUGGAAGAGAGCGAGUGAGUUGCUUGUAGAAGUUGCAAAUCACGGCGAGGCCACUGGAUAUGAGGUUCCCUGCCUUAUGGUUUCAGCGAAAGACGAUAUUGUAUCAUCCCAAAUUCCCAUACAAGAUUCCACCAGGGUGACACAAGAUGUGGGAAUAGAGCAUCAUGUAUCCAUCAGCUCGAAACUGGAGGAUUUCAACAACUUAUUCCGCAAAAUCAUAACUGCAGCGCAACAUCCUCAUCUGAGUAUUCCAGAGACCGAAGCAGGAAAAAGCCGCAAACAUUACAACAGGAAAAUCAACCGCUUUCUAAUGGUUGUUUCAAUCGUAGCUGCUGUUGUGGUCGUUGGGCUUGCUGCAUACUUUGUGUAUGUGUCGCAAGAGAGAGUGCUUCUGCCUGAGAAGAUUGAGAAUGAAGGACCCAAGUCUCUUGUUAUGAUCUUAUAUUAGUAGCAUUCUUGUUCCUACAACAAUGUAUUUGUAACAAAUCAUUUUGUGUGUUUGAAUAUAAUAAACCAAUGACUUAAAAAAUUUCUUGUAACUGGAAUUUACCUCAAAAGUCUCUUGUUUGCAUCUAA
Molecule: messenger RNA, 2716 nt
Organism: Brassica napus (rape)
Lineage: Eukaryota; Viridiplantae; Streptophyta; Magnoliopsida; Brassicales; Brassicaceae
Product: mitochondrial Rho GTPase 1-like
Exons: 15
Coding region: 594-2588 (664 amino acids)
Biological process (GO): small GTPase-mediated signal transduction; regulation of mitochondrion organization; mitochondrion organization
Cellular component (GO): mitochondrial outer membrane
Molecular function (GO): GTP binding; GTPase activity; calcium ion binding
Source: RefSeq, a predicted model, not a curated record